Messenger RNA from Choloepus didactylus (southern two-toed sloth), 674 nucleotides. It is a transcript of the gene DNAJC15, whose product is annotated as DnaJ heat shock protein family (Hsp40) member C15. Gene Ontology annotation, cellular component: PAM complex, Tim23 associated import motor. Bases 53 to 502 code for a protein of 149 amino acids. Gene Ontology annotation, molecular function: ATPase activator activity. Gene Ontology annotation, biological process: protein import into mitochondrial matrix. The record is from RefSeq and is a predicted model, not a curated record. The transcript is spliced from 6 exons. Lineage: Eukaryota; Metazoa; Chordata; Mammalia; Pilosa; Megalonychidae.
CCGCCUCGUAGCCGGCGUCCUGGCGCCGAGCGUCUCCCUGGGCCACAUUGCCAUGGCUGCUAGCCGCGGCGUCCCCUCCACGGGCGAGGGGCUGCGCUACGCCGAGUUCUCGCCACCCUCCGCCAAACUGUCCGACGCCGACAUCGACCAGAGACUGGCAAGAAACUUGAUAGCUGUAGGACUGGGUGUAGCAGCUUUUGCAUUUGCAGGUCGCUAUGCAUUUCAGAUCUGGAAACCUUUAGGACAAGUACUCACAGAAACUGUAAAGAAGAUUUCUACUCCUAGCUUUUCAUCCUACUAUAAAGGAGGAUUUGAACAGAAAAUGAGUAGGCGAGAAGCUAGUCUUAUUUUAGGUAUAAGCCCAUCUGCUGACAAGGCCAAGAUUAGAACAGCUCACAGAAGAAUCAUGAUUUUGAAUCACCCAGAUAAAGGUGGAUCUCCUUACUUAGCAACCAAAAUAAAUGAAGCAAAAGACUUGCUAGAAUCAAGCACCAAACAAUGAUUGAUGCUCAGAGACCACUCUGAAGGAAAAAAAAAGGGAAUGCUAAAAAGAGUCCUGCAGAUUAAUUUAUGCCAUGGCCUUCACACCCUUCAUACAUAUAUUGGCCACAAUCAUUUCUUCUACCACUAAGCUAUUUUAUAAUAAAAGAUUAAUAGUCUUGCUUUUUAAUGUA